AUAGUAUAUUAUAUAAGUCAGACACUAGAAGAAGAAAAAUAAUAAAUAGUCUUAUUUAUCCAAAACUGAAAAAAAAAACAAAAAUAAUUUGAGAGCGAAAGAUCACACUGGCAACGCUCAUCACCCAACACAACUAAUCACCCACCACUAACAAUGACGGAGCCGCCGCCUCCACCACCAGUACCACCACCAUCACAAACGGUGUCGCCGGAAAAUGACGUCGCAAUGUCCCCCCAAAACUCCUCCGAAGACCCAGAAUCCUCCCUCCCCACCCAAAUGACGCCCGAGCCCGCUGUUCCAGAAUCUCCAGACUCCACCACGACCCGACACGACCCGGUUCCACCGCCGCGAAAACGUCGCCGUCGCAAGAAGUUCUUCACGGAACUCAACGCUCCAUCCUCCACUCGCCGAAGCGACGUAGCCAAGGACUGCGACGUGGAAGCCCUAAUAGCGAUCUCGGUGGGGUUUCCAGUGGACUCGUUAACCGAGGAAGAGAUCGAGGCGAACGUGGUUUCCACCGUGGGUGGCUCCGAGCAAUCGAACUACAUCGUCGUAAGAAACCACAUAUUGGCACGGUGGCGGUCCAACGUUUCGGUCUGGUUAACCCACGACCGGGCCCUCCGGUCGAUCCGGUCAGAGCACAAGGGCUUGGUCGAAACCGCGUACAGGUUCCUCCUGGAGCACGGUUACAUCAACUUCGGCCUUGCACAGGAGGUAAAAACCCUAAAGCUGAAACCUUUCGAUGGGUCUGAUCGAGGAACGGUGAUUGUGAUCGGUGCUGGGUUCGCGGGUUUGGUUGCAGCUAGACAAUUGGUGUUCAUGGGGUUUAAAGUCGUGAUUUUGGAGGGUAGGACCCGACCCGGUGGGAGGGUCAAGACGAAGAAGAUGAGUGGUGAUGGUGUGGAGGCUGCAGCUGAUUUCGGUGGGAGUGUCCUCACCGGUAUAAAUGGGAACCCUCUUGGGGUACUUGCUAGGCAAUUGGGUUUGCCAUUGCAUAAGGUUAGGGAUAUUUGUCCUCUGUAUUUGCCUGAUGGGAGGAGUGUUGACCCUGAGGUUGACUCUAGGGUUGAGGUUUCUUUUAACAAGUUGCUGGAGAGGGUUUGCAAGCUCAGACAGGCUAUGAUUGAGGAGGUGAAGUCAGUGGAUGUGCCAUUGGGGACGGCAUUGGAGGCUUUCAGAAGGGUUUACAAGGUGGCUGAGGAUAAGGAGGAGAGAAUGCUACUGAAUUGGCACCUUGCAAAUUUGGAGUACGCGAAUGCAACUCUCAUGUCCAAUUUGUCUAUGGCGUAUUGGGAUCAGGAUGAUCCCUAUGAGAUGGGGGGUGAUCAUUGCUUCAUUCCAGGGGGGAAUGAGACAUUUGUUCGUGCAUUGGCGGAGGAUCUACCUAUUUUCUAUGGGAGAACUGUGGAGUGUGUGAAGUAUGGGAGUGAUGGGGUGGCAGUUUCUGCUGGUGGGAUGGAGUUCAGAGGGGACAUGGUGCUUUGUACAGUGCCAUUGGGGGUGCUUAAGAAGGGGGAUAUUGAGUUUAUACCUGAGCUUCCUCAGAGGAAGAAGGAUGCUAUUCGUAGGUUGGGGUUUGGAUUGUUGAACAAGGUUGCAAUGUUGUUUCCAUAUAAUUUCUGGGGCGGGGACAUUGAUACUUUUGGUCAUUUGACUGAGGAUUUGAGUAUGAGGGGUGAGUUUUUUCUGUUCUACAGCUACUCCUCGGUGUCUGGGGGGCCCCUUCUGGUGGCUCUUGUUGCUGGGGAGGCUGCAAUAAGAUUUGAGAUGAUGUCACCGGUGGAGUCUGUGAAAAGGGUGUUGGAUAUUCUGAAGGAUAUUUUUAAUCCAAAGGGGAUUGUUGUUCCGGAACCUGUUCAGGCAGUGUGUACUCGGUGGGGGAAGGAUCACUUUGCAUAUGGAUCUUACUCUUAUGUUGCUGUUGGGUCUUCAGGAGAUGAUUAUGACAUUCUUGCAGAGAGUGUUGGGAAUGGAAGAGUGUUCUUUGCUGGAGAGGCAACUAGCAAGCAGUAUCCUGCAACCAUGCAUGGAGCGUUUCUCAGUGGAAUGAGAGAGGCUGCAAACAUUUUGAGAAUGGCAAAGAGAAGGUCUUCCAUACCUGACACAUCAAGAAGUAACACCCAGGAGGAUGAUGAUCUGCACAAACUGUUUUUGAAACCUGAUAUGGCAUUUGGUAGCUUCUCUGCUUUGUAUGAUCCAAAACUGAAUGAUCUUGAUUCCAGUUCAUUACUGAGGGUUAAGAUUGGAGGUGCUGGCAAUCUUUAUCUCUAUGCAUUGAUCUCAAAGAAGCGGGUCAUUGAGUUGAGUCAAGUGGAGGGAGAUGAGAACAGGAUGAGAAUUUUAAACCGCAAUUUCGGGGUGAGUUUAGUUGGGAGGAAGGGUUUAAGUGGUGCUGCAGAAUCUCUUAUUGGCAGCAUAAAACUGUCUAGACACAACUUUGAUGCAGUGGAUAAUUCUUAACAGCAUCAUGGAGAAUAGAACUUCCUUGAUCCUGUUAUGUUUAAACCUAUAUUCUUCUGAGAUCUUAUUAGACAAUGACUAAUUUUCCACUUGUAACCAUUUUUCUCAAGGAUGUUUCAUAAUGAACAAAAUCAGUUAGUAGUA
This is a messenger RNA of Vigna unguiculata (cowpea), 2604 nucleotides long. RefSeq names its product LSD1-like 1 (gene LDL1). The record is from RefSeq and is a predicted model, not a curated record. Gene Ontology annotation, molecular function: oxidoreductase activity; protein binding. NCBI's taxonomy places the organism in Eukaryota, Viridiplantae, Streptophyta, Magnoliopsida, Fabales, Fabaceae. Gene Ontology annotation, cellular component: nucleus.